AUGGAUGACUCUUUGUUUUCUGAUUCUGUAUUCACUUUCAGUGAUGGAUUAAACAUAACAGUUGGUCAUGAGUUUGACGAUAAGGAAACAACGCAAGAAUAUGUUCGAAAGGGUGCAGCUAUGGCUCGUUUUAGGUAUACUACGAUGAGGUCUAAUAAGAAGUUAUGGAAAAUAAGAUGCAAAUUUGCCGGAUCCAUCUGUAAUUGGAGGUUGCUUACGGCAUUGAUCUUAAACUCGAAGCGUUGGAGUGUAAGAAAACACAAUCCCAUUCACAGUUGCAAACCCGUUUCAGAAUCAAGCAAAAGUAUGAGAGGUACAAAAAAAUUGGUUAGAGAUUAUUUGAAGGAUGAAUUCCCCGGUAAACUUGAUAGCACUCCUUCUGCACAUGAAAUAAUAGACCAUGUAAAAGCAAAGUAUGGCACAACCGUAACAUAUUUGACGGCGUUACGAGGGAAGCACAAAGCUGAAAGUGAGAUUCGAGGUGAUCCUGCAGAUCAUUUUAGAAAGCUUCCUGGAUGGUUGUACAUGUUGCAGAAGAGAAAUCCUGAGACAAUUGUAAGUCUUGAGUUAGACACGGAUUGCAGAAGCUUCAAAUACCUCUUCAUUGCAUUGGGUGCAACGGUUAAAGGAUAUAAUUACAUGCGUAAAGUGGUUGCUAUUGAUGCAACUUUUUUUACAGGCCAGUACAAGGGUACAUUAGUUGUUGCAACCGCACAAGACGAUGGGCCUGAUGUCGUUGUGAUAUCUGAUCGACAUAGAAGUAUAAUAAAGGCCGUUAGAGAAGUGUACAAAGAAGCUGGUCAUGGAUUUUGUGCGAGACACAUAGCGCAAAAUCUGAAAGUUAAGGUUAACAGAGGCAUGGGAAGAAAGAGUUCAAGAGGUGAAACUGUCGAAGAAAAGUUUUUCAAAUGCGCGGAAGCGUAUACGUUGCACGAAUUUGAAGAGCGAUUUAUUGAUCUGAAGAAUAGGUAUCCCAAAGUUGCCGAGUAUAUGCAGAAAGAAGAACUUAAUCCUGAGAAAUGGGCAAGGUGUAAAUUUAAGUGUGAAAGGUACAACUUGUUGACUACAAAUGGGGCUGAAUCAAUCAACUCUGUUUUGAAGAAAGCAAAAAGGUUUCCGGUGCUUGGCGUGCUUGAUAUAUGUCUUUCAAAGACUGUGGAAUGGUUCGAUCGGCGUCGAGUGGAAGCAAGAUGUGCUGAUGAUUCUCAAAAACUGACAUCGCAUGUUGACAAAGUGCUACAUGAGCGUUACGAGAUGGUGUGUACGUAUGAGGUAAUUGUGUUGAACUCUAUUACAGAAGAGUUUGAGGUGACCGGUGGAAAAGGCAGAAAAUGCUUGGUCAAAAUCAGAGAUAGAUCGUGCAGUUGUAGAGAGUUUGAUAUUGAUAAGAUCCCAUGCAGUCACACAGUCGCAGCACUUCACAAGGUUGGGAAAGCAAAUAUGAUACCAGACUUGUGUUCUCCAUAUUAUCUGCGUGAAUCAUGGAGUCACGCUUAUGAAACAACUGUGUAUCCAGUCCCCGAUUGUUGUGAAUGGAGCAUCGAUGAUCUAGAUGUUGCAAACUGUGUGGUUUUACCUCCUGUAAUGGAAGAGAAACGAAAAAGUGGGAGACCGAAACAAAAUCGCUAUCCAGGUCCUGGCGAAUUACGGAAACAGAUCCAUGUCAUGACAGAGGCAUCAACAUCAACAAUGUGUGAGAAUACACUUAAUUUUGAAUGA
This is a messenger RNA of Tarenaya hassleriana, 1719 nucleotides long. RefSeq lists its product as uncharacterized. The transcript is spliced from 3 exons. Lineage: Eukaryota; Viridiplantae; Streptophyta; Magnoliopsida; Brassicales; Cleomaceae. The coding region runs from base 1 to 1719 and encodes 572 amino acids. The record is from RefSeq and is a predicted model, not a curated record. Gene Ontology annotation, biological process: DNA transposition. Gene Ontology annotation, molecular function: DNA binding; zinc ion binding; transposase activity.